AUGUUUGUGUCCCGCCCAGGCGACCGCGCGCGGACGCGCGCGACGAAGUCGAGCGCCGAGGACACCAAGGGCGACGGCGGCCUGCGGGUCGUGAAGCGCAAGCUGCGGGCGGAGCUCGCGACCUACCUCAACCACCACCACCAGCCGCCGCCGAAUCUGGACGUCGCGGACCAGGCGCCGCAGUUCGUCGCGUCGAUGGCGGCGAUCCGCGGCGUCCGGGCCGUCGUGCGCCUCGCCGUCGACUACAGCGGCACGAAGCACGAGGACCCCGAGGGCGCCAUGGCCGCGUUCCUCCAGGUCGCGCGCCUCGCGUCGGUCAAGGGCCCGCCGGGCGACGAGAACGCGGCGGCGGCGGCCGCGCACGUCAGGUUCCUCCGCGCGGCGUCGUCGGCGCUCCGGGGCCCCGCGACGAUCUUCGACGACUCCGACGCGGCGCACGCGACGGAGGCGGCGGCGGACGCCGCGCGCGACAGGCUCCGCGCGUCCAUGAGCCGGCUGCUCACCGCGGAGGAGGACGCGGACGCGGCGUCGCAGGGGAGCGUGCGGUCCGUGGGCACGCUCGACUCGACCAAGAGCGGCGGCGGGCCCCUGACGGCGGCGACGGGGGCCUCGUCGACGCCCUUCGGGACCGUGGCCGGCGCGUCGGGCACGUCGUACACGACGCCCGACUCGUCGCGGGCUGUGCCGAAUUCAACCACUGAUUUGGGUGUCCUGACCAAACUUCAAACCUCUCGAGCUCCGUCGCGCGACGGCGACUCGCUCGCGCGCGACGACGGCGGGUCCUUCUUCGACGGCGGCUCCGUCGGCUCGGCGACGAACGCGACGUCCGUCUCCGCCGAGGAGGAGGAGCACAUCAACGAGGGCGACGAGCUCAUGAAAAAAUCCAAGAUCAUGAAGGAGCAGCUCGCGCGGUCCGCGGCCGAGGCCGUCGCCGCGAUCGCGCGCCGCGCGACGUCCAAGGGCAUGGCGAACCUCGGCGCCGCGGACGUGCCCGAGAGCCUCGUCGUGGCCAUGAAGGCCCUCGACGAGACCUGCCACGUCGACGGGUCCCUCGCGCGCGUCGUGCCGUGGGUCAUGUCGACGCUCCGCGCGGCCGUCGCGGUCGCGCGCGCGUCGAACCUGGCGCUCGAGCUCCGGGACAGCCGCAUCGGCCGCGAGCUCGGCUACCUCAAGCCCCAGCUCGCGUCCAUCGAGCGCACGGGCCCGCUCAACGCCGACGCGACGCGCUGCUGGCGCCGCAUCCACUACCUCUGCGUCCAGAAGCCCGCGGAGCUCGAGGCCGCGAUGGAGGCGGCGGAGGAGGCGGAGGACGACGACGAGGGCGACUCGGAGGAGGAGGAGGCCGCGGACGCGGCGACGCGGCGGCGGCGCCGCAAGGAGCUGCACACGCCCCGGGACCGGAGCAACGACGACGCGGCGCUCGUCGCCGCCGCGUCGCCCCACGGCGUCGCGAACCACAUCCUCGGCGCGAUCCGCGCGGCCAAGGACCCGAUCCGCCUCCACGAGUGGGACGCCGAGGGCGACGACCGCCUCGGGCGGCGCGCGGUGGUCACGCGGCAGGCGGACGACUCGCAGCGGCCGCCGCCCGUCGCGCUGCCCGCGGCCGAGAUCGACGAGCUCAUCGAGAAGGAGCAGCGCGACCGGCUCCUCGUGCACCGCUCCGUCGCCGAGGAGAUGUGGGGCCACGAGGCGCCCAAGGCGCCGCGCAAGUGGCACCUCGACCGCCCGCGGCCGCCCGCCGUGUCGCCCGCGAAGGCGCGCGCGGAGCUGCCCCACCCGCUCGUGCCGAGCAGGGCGCUCCGCGACCGCGUCUUCGACAAGCUCAUGACGGGCCGCGUGGCGCGCUUCGCCGAGGUCCAGGCGUCGGCGAAGGCGGCGUCCGCGGCGGCGGAGCCCGAGCUGCUCGCCGUGCUCGACUCCGGCGCCUUCCGCGCCGCGCUCGCCGCCUGCUGCCCGGCCUUCGCCGGCGAGAGCGCGGCGUCCCUGCUCGGUACGCUCGUCGGCGAGAUGGGCGCGGCGGAGAUCUGCACGGGCAUCCCCGCCGGCGGCGGGCCGGACGCGCCCGGGAGCUCGUGGUCGACGUCGAUGGAGGACGCGGAGCUCACGGAGGACCUCGACGACCAGUGGGCGAACCGCCUGCGCCACAACGGCUCCUUCGCGCCGUCGAACGCGAGCCACUCCUUCAGCCACUGGUUCGCCAUCCAGGACGACGUCGAGGUCGGCGCGUACGGCCUGAAGCCGUUCGCCACGCGCGGCAUGCCCGCGUCCCUCGCGGAGGCCGACGAGCGCGGGUCCUACGCGCUCUUCAACGCCGUCCGCUCCGACGCCUGCUCGCCGCUCUACGGGAACCUGACGCUCGUCCUGGAGCCCGAGGCCGUGCGGCCGGGGCUGCUCGUUUCCGCCAUCGACACGGGAGAGUGGACCGCGCUCUGCAACCACACCGACGCGUCGCCGGCCCACGGCGCCGUCGGCGACUGGCACCCCUACCCCCACGACUGCGGCGCCUACGACUUCUCCCUCGGCACGCUCGACCACUUCUCGCACCUCUUCCUCCCGAACGCGCGGUACUGGGCCGGGCCGAACGCGACGGCCGAAGUCGUCGCGGCGAAGCUCGCGCGGACCUUCCGGCUCCUCGCCGAGCCCUGGAGCGCGCCCAUCGCCGGGCCCGAGCUCAUCCACUACUGGGAGGCCAUGCCGGCCAUGACGCUGCCGCUCGCGACGUCCGUGCGCUUCGCGAUCGCGUCGUUCCCGAGCCUCUUCGGCACGGACGCGGGCGACGAGCUCCGGUCCUGGUGCGCGGCCCGCGGCUGGCCCCUCGUCUGGUCCCUGGGCCUGAACACGGGCCGCGAGGAGCAGUUCUUCUCCAUCGGCUACGAGACCGCGCUCUUCAACUCGUCGAACCGGAUCCUCGACGGCACCGUGUCGAACGCGUCGACGCUCGCGACGCCGCUGCCGCCGACGGCGGCCCUCGAGAUCGAGCUCGCCUGGGCCGACGUGCUGAGCGUCCGCGCGACGGAGCCCAACGUAUCGAACGCGACGUGGGCCGCCGCGUGGUCGAACCUCGCCGCGGCGACGCCGCCCGCGGCCAGGCUCGCGCCCGUGACCAAGGCCGCGGGCUGCGGGCCGACGUGCUUCGCCGUCGACGGCACCGGCGCCUGCUUGGCGAUGAUCGCGUUGCGCGAGAUGACCGUCGGCAGCGGCGCCCAGCCGCCGCUCGGGUCGCGGAGCGGCGUGCGGUACGCCUGGCGGUCCCAGGAGUUGAUCGGCCCGUGGUCGCCGGACUGGCGGCAGACGUUCCAGAUGGCGUUGCGAUCCACCACAUUGCCGCCGCCGAAGCCGUCGUUGAAGUUGAUCGCGGACCGCGGCCCGUUGAAGAAGACGUUCGAGGAGAUCGUCGUGAGCGCGGCCUUCGCCUGGAAGUACCUGCGUGGAACUCAAAUCUUCGACCCGACUUCGAUGUGA
Molecule: messenger RNA, 3462 nt
Organism: Aureococcus anophagefferens
Lineage: Eukaryota; Pelagophyceae; Pelagomonadales; Pelagomonadaceae
Exons: 4
Coding region: 1-3462 (1153 amino acids)
Source: RefSeq, a predicted model, not a curated record